CUGGAUAAAUUCGAUGCAGAUCUGGGCCACCUUCAAUUUGAGUCUCGUUUCGAGAGUGGAAAUCUUCGUAAGGUUAUUCAAGUUCGUCAUGCUGAAUACGAUCUCAUUCUCUCCCCCGAUCUCAAUACCAAAUCCCAUAUUCAAUGGUUCUAUUUUCGAGUUAGCAAUAUUGACAAUACAGUUAGCUACCGAUUCAAUAUUAUAAAUCUUGAGAAACCUGGAAGUCAAUACAACAAAGGCAUGCAACCAGUUGUGUUUUCAGUCAAGGAGGCUGUGAAUGGUCGGCCUUAUUGGUACAGAGCCGGUGGUUGUAUCAAGUAUUAUAAAAACCGUUUUAUUCGAAGUGGAAUUACUGCAAAGAGGAAUAGGAAUUUCUAUACGGCCACGUUUACCCUCCAGUUCGAACACCAUGGAGAUGUCUGCUACAUUGCUUACCACUACCCCUACACUCACUCUCGUUUGCUUGCCGAUUUGACCUCGUGGCAAUUGCGCGCUAAAGACGUUGAUACCCUACGCACGAAUUCAAAACUCUACUUUCGAGUUCAGAACCUCACUCACACCUUACUUGAUAACUUAGUCCCUGUAGUGACAAUCACAGAGGCGGAUACUGCUUCAAAAGACACAAAAAAUUCUCCACGACCAUACAUCUUCAUCACGGCGAGAGUUCAUCCAGGUGAAAGUAACUCGAGCUGGGUAAUGCAAGGUAUCCUUGAUCGAUUGUCAGAUCCCCAAGAUCCCGAGAUGUCUCGUCUUCGACGUUCAUAUGUCUUCAAAAUUGUCCCCUUGCUGAAUCCUGAUGGCGUGAUAUGUGGCAACCACCGCUGCUCUAUGUCUGCAGUGGAUCUCAAUCGACAGUGGUUGAGCCCGUCUAAGAAUUUUCAUUCAACUAUUUUUCAUUCGAAAUGCCUCAUUAACCUACUCUCAGAAAUCGAAAGCCCGCCUUUUAUUUACAUUGACCUACACGGUCAUUCUCGAAUGAAAGAUACCUUUGUCUACGGCUGUGAUCCUCGUCUUACAUGGAACUCUUCCGAUUCUCUCAACUUGAAAGAUCCCGACACCUGCUUUCUUGAUUUAGCCGAAGUCAUGUAUGACAUUUCUCCACCUUUCUCAAAAUUAGCCAGCGACUAUUCCGUCUCCCGUUCGAAAGAAGCAACUGGGCGAGUAGUGGUUUGGAGGCAAUUUGGUGUCGCUAGAAGCUACACAUUGGAAUCCUCUUAUUGCGGAACUACGCGGAGUUGUUGGAAAGGGGAUAAUGGUGGACACCAAAUUUCGCCAGCUAUUCUACAAAAUAUUGGAGUCGCUCUUUGUAAAACCUUUGCUCUUCUCGAUCCAAAUGCAAAGAAAAAUGGUCCUCUGUAA
Molecule: messenger RNA, 1359 nt
Organism: Rodentolepis nana
Lineage: Eukaryota; Metazoa; Platyhelminthes; Cestoda; Cyclophyllidea; Hymenolepididae
Source: the annotation of a GenBank genome assembly